Zea mays is the source of this 1433-nucleotide messenger RNA. RefSeq names its product PRA1 family protein H. Gene Ontology annotation, cellular component: Golgi apparatus; endoplasmic reticulum. The record is from RefSeq and is marked provisional. Lineage: Eukaryota; Viridiplantae; Streptophyta; Magnoliopsida; Poales; Poaceae. Gene Ontology annotation, biological process: vesicle-mediated transport.
AUUUUGGCCAGCAACUGCGCAGUUGAUUCGGCUGGGAACUGGGCCACUGGGCAGUGGACGCAAAGGACUCACAAACGACGCAAUACAAUCCUCUUCCUCUGCCUCUGGUCAGGUGUCGCGGCGGCAGCAACGGCAAUCCAAUUCCACUCCAAUGGCGGCCUCGUCCUCCUUCAAGCCGAACCCGCUGUCGCUGAGCGUGCCGGACCCCGCGCUCGACCGCUGGCUCCGGGACAGCGGCUACCUGGACCUCCUCGACUCCACCACCACCACCGGAAGGCCGUCGUCGUCAGCCUCGGGCCCCUCCGCCCCCUCCUCCGCCGCCUACAGCCCCGGCGCCGGCCAGGCUUCCUCCGGCGUCGCGGCCGACGUCCUCGCCUUCGCGCGCACCCUCGCCUCGCUCCUCGCGCUCAACCCCUUCGCGCGCCUCUCCACCGCCGACCUGGCCGCACCCACCCCGUCCUGGUCGCUCGCCUUCGUCGGCCCCCCCGGCGCCGCGUCCUACUCCUGGCCGCCCACGCCCACCCAGGCCAGGCUCCGCGUCCAGGAGAACUUCCGCCGGUACGCGCGCAACUACGCCGCGCUCGCCAUCCUCGUCUUCGCGUGCUGCCUGUACCGGAUGCCGAUGGCUCUGCUGGGCAUGCUGGCCAGCCUCGCUGUCUGGGAGGGCGUGCGCUACUGCCGGGACCAUUGGGACCUCACCACCAGAGCUCCGGGGGUUGCCCAGGCUCUGCUGCACUGUGCGCAGAUUGCCACUGCUGUGCUACUGUACGUCUGCAACCUACAGUUCGCGCUGGUGUACGCCGUUGGGGUGAGCUACGCACUGAUGCUGCUGCACGCCUCCCUCCGGAGGCUGACUACUCCGUCGAGUCUACCAGACGCUAGCAGCAACAAGAACAGGAGGGCGCAGCCGAGACGGAGCUAGGGUACGUUACAUGCCGGGCAGUACAGGGCGCUCUACAGACUACAGGCGAGCGAGAUGUCCAUGGCUGUAUAGAACCGUGCAUGGUUGAUGGUCCCAAAAGCGUCGCCGGCUGGUUUGUUUGGAAGUUUGGAACAGUGCACAUGCUGUUGAGGCGGCGAACAUGGACGGGUGAAGAAUACGGCCAUCAGGACAUAUAUACUGUCACCGAAAACUCCGAGAGGCAUACGCUUUGUUUAGUUUAGUUUUUUUUUCUUUUUUUGGUGUGUGGAGAAAGAUAAGGAAGCCAAAGGUAGUUUGUUCUGUUCCUGCGUGGCUGAGUGGACGCCAUUCGGUGGUUCACUGAGGCUAUGAACCAUGGCGUAGAGUAGACGAACCCCACACAUGGCAGAGAGCAUCGCAUUCGUUUCACACUCGACUUUGUUCUAUGCUCUAGGCCGAGUAAAAGAAGACUAGUUUUGGAAACUUAAAUUCGGAGUUCCUAGAUACUGAGAGGAAAAUGAGCUAAUUUCUU